CCUAAUCAUCUUCCGUACUAAAUCAAAACGGGUAAAAUAACUUCCAGAACUUUAUAUUUACAUCGCCGUAAUGUUUAGAAAAGACGCGCGACACAGUUUUAACCCCGCGUGACGGAGGACCGUCAUUUUUAAACGACUGCUCAUCAUGGUUCACAUUUUUAGAGACCGUGGAUGGAAUCCGGUAUCAGCGAAGCGAGUUCUGGAUCGGUCAGAUGUCCGGUUCAGAUGAGGCUGGAUUACGGUGUUGAUGUCCGGGGCAGCGCGCAGGUGCCGCGGUGUUUGACUUUAGUUAUGCCACCGGGCUGCUGCUGUGUCAGUCCGUGUUGUUGUUGGCAGACUGUGACAACUGCAGCGGAUCUACUUCAAGUCUAGAAAACUUAUUUUUUUUUUAAACUAAACCUACGAAUAACAAUUAAGCCAAACAACGCUAAAUAGCCUUGUUUAACAAUCAUGAGGUAAUGAGGUAUGCUAACAUUUUUGGAAUGUAACUAGCUUAAUAAGUAAGAUUUGUUUUUACUUUAGGCAUAGAGUUUAUUUACCGAGCUCAAAAAGUUUGUAAAAUGAUAUCGGAGCGUAAGAAGACGCGGUUUUUGACGCUAAAAAGAGCAACUGUCUCCAUGGAUCCCUAACGUAACCUUAGCUGAAAUCAACCAGCUUCAAGUCAGCAACAUCAGGAGGUAAACUGGAGUCCGGUUCAGCGUCCAGAGCAAAGAUGGAGCUAGCAUCGCUGCAAGAUGGAAGAAGGGUGAAAGAGGCCAAGAUGCAGGAGAAAGGGGACGCUCAGAGUCAAACCCCAGGCAGCCUGGGGAAGGCUCACCCGGCCCUCAAAGCCUUCAUGUGCGGCUCUCUGAGCGGCACCUGCUCCACGCUGCUCUUCCAGCCUUUGGAUCUGGUCAAGACGCGGCUGCAGACCCUGAAGAACAACGCCAAACCGGGAGCACCAAACGUGGGAAUGUUCCGAGUUUUCAUCACUGUCAUAAAAACAGAGAAUUUCUUCAGUCUGUGGAAAGGAGUUUCACCGUCGUUCGUGCGCUGCAUCCCCGGCGUGGGAAUCUACUUCAGCACCUUCUACUCGCUGAAGCAGCACUACUUCCUGGACCGAGCGCCCAACGCAGGCGAGGCGGUUCUGCUGGGGGCGGGCGCCAGAGCGGUGGCGGGAGUCUGCAUGCUGCCCUUCACCGUCAUCAAGACGCGUUUCGAGAGUGGCCGCUACAACUACGUGAGCGUGGCGGGGGCUCUCAGGAGCAUGUACGAGACGGAGGGCGUCCGGGCUCUGUUCUCCGGGUUGACCGCCACGUUGCUUCGAGACGCCCCCUUCUCCGGCAUCUACGUGAUGUUUUACAGCCAGGCUAAGAAGGCGCUGCCUCCAGAGGUGACGGCAGCGCCCUACGCCCCGCUGGCAAACUUCGGCUGUGGGGUGGUGGCGGGCGUCAUGGCGUCUCUGGUCACGCAGCCGGCAGACGUGGUCAAGACCCACAUUCAAGUCAGCCCCUCCCACUGGAGCACAGCAGAUGCAGUUCGCUAUGUAUUUAAGGAAAACGGCGUGGCGGGGUUCUUCCGCGGGGCCGUGCCCAGGUCCCUCCGCCGCACGCUGAUGGCGGCGAUGGCCUGGACCGUCUACGAGCAGCUGAUGGCCCGGAUGGGACUGAAGUCCUGAGAGGAAAAACACGCGUUUCCUGUCGAAAGCAAGAGCAAAAAAAAAAAAAAAAGGAGCGCCGAGGCGUUCACGGAAAGGUGGCAAUAUGUGUUAUUUUAGAGUGAAAGGCGUGAAGAUUCACCUGAAAACCCAUCCCUCUCAGCUGUAAGACCAUGAGGCGCUCCAGGAAAUGACUUUGAAGAAGUCUUUAAAAAAACUGUUAAAAGCAGAUGAAAGGAAGAAAACCUGCAUGGAGGGCAAAGGUCAAAGAAGUGCUGCUUUCACUCCUAACUCCAGACAAUCUCUAAUGCUUGCACCGCUGCAUCAUGGGAAAAAACAUCGAAUCCACUUUGAAGUUUCUAAAACUUUAGAAGGAAGGUUUUUUUUUUUCUUAAACCAGAAUUACCUUCAGAAAUGUAACGUCUGGGCGUCUCAGAUGGAUCCGGAUUCAGUCGAUUUUUAGGAGUUUAUUUCAAUUUCAGAUUUCCCUCCUGAAAACGACCCGAACAGAUUUAAAAAGUGAGUUUGUUUUUUGGAAUUGGUAUAAAUGAAGAAAACAAGCUAAAUUUUUCUAACUGAAUAAACACGCAGCCGCUGCUUUUAUCUGGAGAUUUUAUUAGUAUUGAUUUAGUCAGAAACACUGAAUUUGUGCACUUUUGUGUUUCCAGUUGCACUCCAGGGAUCAUUCAAGCACCUUUACAAGUUCCAUGUUUUUGUUUUUUUUAGUAAUAUAUCCGAUUACUCACUGAACUAAAAAUGUUCCAAAGAUGUUAAAUUUGUAAAUAAAUAAAAUCUCAAAGUGCAAAGAUUGAUGACGUCAGAAUUUCUGAUCUGUUCUUCUGCAGAAUCCAGAAUGUUUCCUGAUGUUUUCAGAAAUGAAGCCUCGAGUGGUUUUCGGUUUGAAAAGCUGUUUUCUGAUUAUUAUGAUUUCAUUAUUUUACUGAUUAUUAUUAUUAUUAUUUCCAUCAUUUCACUUGUUUGAAAUGAAUGAAACUUGCAGUCUGGUUCCAAAAAACUGUCUUUCUUGUCUGAGAAGCAGUUUGGAUUUCAUGUUUGAGUUUGUAAAAAAACAAAAACAAAUGAAUUCAAAUACUUAAAAACUGAUGGUUCAGAUUAGAAAACACUCCGGAUAGAAGACACUGAAGUGAUCUUUCAGUUUUAAGGAGCAGCAGCCGUGUGCCAAAAUGUUCCCCUGUAGCCGUUUCCUGGAUGGUUGUGAUGUCAUCACUUCUGUUGUGCAUCUGUAGGGCAAAGUCUUCGGUCUGCGCUCACCUUCGCUGCCCCAAUAAACUAACCCUCUUUUCAUAAA
Messenger RNA from Oryzias latipes (Japanese medaka), 2945 nucleotides. It is a transcript of the gene slc25a38b, whose product is annotated as solute carrier family 25 member 38b. The record is from RefSeq and is a predicted model, not a curated record. Gene Ontology annotation, cellular component: mitochondrial inner membrane; mitochondrion. Gene Ontology annotation, biological process: glycine import into mitochondrion. Gene Ontology annotation, molecular function: glycine transmembrane transporter activity. NCBI's taxonomy places the organism in Eukaryota, Metazoa, Chordata, Actinopteri, Beloniformes, Adrianichthyidae.